Messenger RNA from Ictalurus furcatus (blue catfish), 5218 nucleotides. RefSeq names its product TLE family member 3, transcriptional corepressor a (gene tle3a). The record is from RefSeq and is a predicted model, not a curated record. The transcript is spliced from 21 exons. NCBI's taxonomy places the organism in Eukaryota, Metazoa, Chordata, Actinopteri, Siluriformes, Ictaluridae. Bases 902 to 3199 code for a protein of 765 amino acids. Gene Ontology annotation, molecular function: transcription corepressor activity; protein binding. Gene Ontology annotation, biological process: regulation of DNA-templated transcription; negative regulation of canonical Wnt signaling pathway. Gene Ontology annotation, cellular component: transcription regulator complex; nucleus.
GUAGCAGAAAAAAAUACUUCCUUAAGGAUAGUCAAUUUCAUAAAUAUAUGUAUUCAAGACCAGAUAAAAUAAAAAUAAAUAAAUAAAUAAAUAAAACAGUAACACCAGCUAACCUCGAAAUGUUUAGUGAUUGCAAGCUACCUGUUCUGAUCUAAAAUGGCGAGGAUGACGUCACCCAACGACCCGAGGUUCCCACGUGGGGACAGCACGCUGCGAUUGGACGGACCGCCUUGACUCCAUGUCCGGGUGUCUGAUUGGUUCACGAGAGGCGCUUUCGCGGCAGUGCAGCCCUCGUGUCAGUAGUCUGUCUGUCUGUGUGUGGCACAGGGCAACGGCGCUGGAUGGAGAGGAAACGUGAGAGCGGACUACAGCGUUACACAUCCAACCCUUCCUAAAGCUCUUCAGAAUCUCGGAAGUACAUUUUGGAGCGAUUUUUUUUGUUUUGUUUUGGAUUACGCGACCGGUCGACUGAGCGGCGGAGUUUUGUGCGGUGAAGUGAGUGAAUCUUUGAGCGCCUGGGCUCGGGACCUGCAGCAGGAGAAGCAGUCGUCUCUAGUCGCCUUGUAGAGAGAGAGAGAGAACGACGGGAGGUUUCAGGUUUAUCUCAGUCGUUGGUACUGAAACAUGAACAUUUUCGACGUUUGGUCGACGGAACUGCGUUAGAGUCUCACUCUGAGUUCCCAGGACAGCGGUUCCGCGUUUUUAAAGUGGCUUUCGGUGCUGUUUGGACGCUCGGAGACGCGAAGGCAGGUGCAGGGGUUCGAGCGGAUCUGAGAGCAGGGGAGUGUGUUGGUCGGGGUGUGUUUACCCCCAGCAGCUCUGGCCGAUGUGCUGAAUUACACUGGGUCAUCUCCAUCCAGAAAACCGGCGAGCCUCCGAGAAAUAAAGGAUACAUUUCAAGAUGUAUCCGCAGGGCCGGCAUCCGGCGCCCCACCAGCCUGGUCAGCCAGGCUUUAAAUUCACUGUGGCAGAAUCGUGUGACCGAAUCAAGGACGAAUUUCAGUUCCUGCAAGCUCAGUAUCACAGUCUUAAGGUGGAGUAUGACAAAUUGGCCAAUGAGAAGACGGAGAUGCAGCGCCAUUAUGUCAUGUACUAUGAGAUGUCCUAUGGGCUGAACAUUGAAAUGCACAAACAGACUGAGAUUGCUAAAAGGCUUAACGCAAUUCUAGUUCAGAUCAUGCCCUUUCUGUCACAAGAGCACCAACAGCAGGUUGCACAGGCUGUUGAACGUGCCAAGCAAGUGACAAUGACUGAGCUGAAUGCCAUCAUCGGGGUACGUGGACUUCCCAAUCUGCCUCUCACCCAGCAGCUCCAGGCACAGCACCUCUCUCAUGCUGCCCAUGGCCCUGUGGCUCUGCCUCCACACCCCUCGGGCCUCCAGCCCCCGGGCAUCCCCCCAGUUACAGGUACCGGCUCAGGCCUGCUGGCACUAGGUGCACUGGGCAGCCAGCCUCACCUGCCAGUGAAGGACGAGAAGAACCACCAUGACCUGGAGCACAGAGAGAGCACGAACAACUCAAUUUCCCCAUCUGACAGCCUGCGUACUGCCAGUGAGAAGCAUCGCGGUUCCUCUGACUACAGCCUGGACUCCAAGAAGCGCAAAAUGGAAGAGAAGGACAACAUGAGCAGAUAUGAUAGUGAUGGAGACAAAAGUGAUGAUCUUGUGGUUGACGUUUCUAAUGAGGACCCUGCUACACCCCGAGGCAGCCCAGCACACUCCCCACCAGAAAAUGGCAUUGACAAGCCACGCCCCCCAAAAAAGGAUACACCUAAUAGUCCUGCCUCAGUGGCCUCAUCUGGCAGCACACCUUCUUCUAAAACCAAGGAGCAUGGCCAUAAUGAUAAAUCAUCCACACCUGGUCUCAAGUCUAACACUCCCACUCCACGGAAUGAUGCCCCGACCCCCGGCACCAGCACCACGCCAGGGUUGCGGCCCAUUCUGGGCAAACCGCCCAUGGAGGCUCUGCCUGCUCCUGCGCUGCGAACUCCCCUUUCCAUUGCUGGCUCUUACCCAGCUCCUUUUGCCAUGAUGGGCCACCAUGAGAUGAAUGGCUCGCUCACAAGCCCUGGGGUCUACGCCGGCCUACACAUCUCUCCCCAGAUGAGUGCGGCUGCUGCUGCUGCAUAUGGCCGUCCGUCCAUUGCUGGUUUUGAUCAUCCUCAUAUGAGAGCCCCAGGCCUCCCUGCUAGCCUCACAUCAAUCUCUGGAGGAAAGCCAGCCUAUUCAUUCCAUGUGAGUGCUGAUGGACAGAUGCAGCCUGUGCCAUUCCCUCCUGAUGCUCUGAUGGGCCCUGGGAUCCCCCGCCACGCCCGCCAAAUCAACACCCUAAGCCACGGCGAGGUGGUAUGUGCGGUCACCAUCAGCAACCCUACACGUCAUGUCUACACUGGAGGCAAGGGCUGUGUGAAGAUCUGGGACAUCAGCCAGCCUGGUAGCAAGAGUCCUGUGUCCCAGCUCGACUGUCUGAACCGGGACAACUACAUCCGUUCCUGCAAGCUGUUGCCUGACGGUCGUACGCUGAUUGUGGGUGGCGAAGCAAGUACCCUGACCAUCUGGGAUUUGGCUUCACAGACGCCACGCAUCAAGGCUGAGCUGACCUCAUCAGCCCCGGCCUGCUACGCUCUGGCCAUCAGCCCUGAUGCUAAGGUCUGCUUCUCCUGUUGUAGUGAUGGCAACAUUGCCGUCUGGGACCUCCAUAAUCAGACGCUUGUCAGGCAGUUCCAGGGCCACACAGAUGGUGCCAGCUGCAUCGACAUCUCUCACGAUGGCACUAAACUGUGGACGGGUGGCCUGGACAACACCGUGCGCUCGUGGGACCUGAGAGAAGGGCGGCAACUGCAGCAACAUGAUUUCACCUCUCAGAUCUUCUCACUGGGCUACUGCCCAACGGGUGAGUGGCUGGCUGUGGGCAUGGAGAGCAGCAAUGUGGAGGUGCUCCACCACACCAAGCCGGACAAGUAUCAGCUCCACCUGCAUGAGAGCUGUGUGCUGUCCCUCAAAUUCGCCUACUGUGGUAAAUGGUUCGUGAGCACUGGGAAGGACAAUCUGUUGAACGCGUGGAGGACUCCCUACGGCGCCAGCAUAUUCCAGUCAAAGGAAUCAUCUUCAGUCCUGAGCUGUGACAUCUCAGCAGAUGACAAGUACAUUGUCACCGGCUCUGGUGACAAGAAGGCCACGGUGUAUGAGGUGAUCUACUAGGAAGCGGUAACUGAGUGGAGAAGUUCAGCCCAUGUUGAAAAGGAGAAACGGGGAAUGGUGUGUUGAGGGAAACCAUGCUCCUUUUCUCCUCGCCAGAUAAACACUCUGUCUACCUGACUCUCAUCCCUCGUCAUCCCCUUUUUCGUGGACUGUGUGACUAGCAGCAGCCUGGAAUAGUCAGAUAUGGACUGAUUUAAACCAGCACUUGAACUGGUCUGGUGGAGACUGGGCAGCCUUUCACCCAGUCACUAAUGCUUCUUACUUGCUCAUUCCUUGCCCACUACACCUAACGAAGGGCAUUUGGCACUAGAGAAGAGAAUCUUUUUUUUUUUCUUUUUCUUUUCUUUUCUUGUUGGAUUUUAUGUCUUUAUUUUAUUUUUAUUUUUUUUUUAAAUAAGGUAAGAAUGUUGCAGCAUGAAGCGGUGCUUCGUUCUGAAACUUUAUUCAUGUGGAGGUUUUGUGAAAAGUGUACAUAAUGGAGUAUUAAAAGGCCUUUUAUAGAUUUAUAUUUUGGUGUUCAGUUACACUCACAAUGGUUCUUUCUCUCUCUCACCCUCUCCUUGAUGCUUUGUUUUUUUCCGCUGGGGUUUGGAAAUUAGAUUAGGACAUUAUUUUUUUUCUAAGGAUAUUCUAUCUCUUUUUGUUCCUGAGAAGUUAAUUUUCUAGGCUGACCUUUUAUGGAAAUCUAAUUUACCCCCCUCCCUUACUCUGAAAAAAAAAUUGAGCUAGAUCAUAUUUCGGGGAUGUGUGUGGAUUAUUAUUAUUAUUAUUAUUAUUAUUAUUAUUAUUAUUAUUUUAUUUUUUUAUAAAUACCCUGUGAAUUUGUCCCCUCUGAGUGGUGGAGAGCCCCCUGCCUUAUAAACUUCUGUGAGCACCAGAGGCUGAUGUCUAGCAGAAAGGGCAGCGCAGGAGGAUGGACGCUCUAAAAAGUGACUCUUCUAACCUCCUAGAAGUGUGGCCUCCUAUGAGACAGAGUUGCCUCAAGAGUGGAGGGGCCAAACAAGGUAGCUGUAUAAAAGGCAUGUGUGUACUGACUGAGAGGAGGACCCUUCACCUGAUCUGUGACUUCAUUACAUUGGUGCAUUGACAGGACUCAGCAUUUUGUCUUGUAAUGGAUGAACAUGAUUUGGAUUAAUAUUGGUUAAUAUUUCCCCCGUUUCCCUUUCUUUGGAGCCUCCUUGGAAUUUGUGUGCAUAGUGUCCCAUAUGCAAAAAGCACAGAGUUAGUUUAUUUGUCUGUAGCACCAAACGAAACAUAAUGUCCAAGUUAGACAUACAAACUUUAAUCAGACAAUUGGCCGACUUCCUGCCUUACAAAGAGUCAGUGGAUACAGUCAUGUCUUAAAACACACACACACACCAAAGUAUGUAGCAAACUGUGUUGUCACUGAAGAUAUGUACAGUUGUUGAUAUUUCAAUAAACUGUUUUUGUAAAAAAAAAAAAUAAUUAUUAUUUACUAGAUCCUAUUUAUUGCUUUGCUUUAUGUUACUCGAAUACUUUGAGCCUGACAGUGUUCUAGUGUGAUCAAUGGAGAACUGAACUUACCCACUUAAAGGAGGCAUGACACGAACUUGGCUUUUCAGCCUCCCUGAAUGGGUCUAUUGCCAUUGGAGUACUUUUAGGGUGCUGGCAGAAACAAUUGCCCUCUCCAGCCCAUUUCUCCCUUUCUGUUACUGAGCAGACACAGGGGCUUUCGCAUCGAGUCCCUCUUCUGGCUGCCUCUUCAGUAAUGUUGUUGUUGUUGCCUAAUAAAAGCUGAGGCGGAUGCUUUCGGCUCUAUGACUCUCUUUUUCACCCUUUCUUUCCCUGUCUUUCCCAGUAACCCCCUCCAUUCCCAAGCCAAUGAAGUGUGCAUUUCCUGAGUGCAUUUCGUAUGGUGGCUUCCCUUUUCUAGUUCAGCUUUCUUACUCAAUCAAUCAACUGAGGGGCCAUGUAGGGGCCAUGAAAGGCUCUUGCUCCCUUCUGAGUACUUGACGGUGGGCUCUGGAGAAGGCCAUAGGCCACCUAGUGUUCUGCCCU